AUGGUCAUUCGCUGGGCAGAACAAUGCCGCACCCACUUCAAACCAGCAGCAGCAGCAGCCGCAGGGGCAGCAGCAGCAGCAGCAGCAGCAGCAGCCGCAGCAACAGCAGCAGCCGCAACAGCAGCAGCAGCAGCAGCAGCCACAGGGGCAGCAACAGCAGCCGCAGGGGCGGCAGCAGCAGCCGCAGCAGCAGCAGCAGCAGCAGCAGCAGCAGCAGCAGCAGCCGCAGGGGCAGCAGCAGCAGGGGCAGCAACAACAGCAGCGGCACCAGCAGCAGCCGGGGCAGCAGCAGCAGCCGCAGCAGCAGCAGCAGCAGCCGCAGGGGCAGCAGAACCAGGAGGGGCAGCAGCCGCAGCAGCAGCAGGGGUUCCAGCAGCACUAGCAGCAACAGCGGCGGAGGGCGACUGCCCGCUCCUCACCUUUCCUCCUCCCUCGCAUGCACACCCGCUCUCUUGA
This is a messenger RNA of Closterium sp. Yama58-4, 456 nucleotides long. The record is from the annotation of a GenBank genome assembly. NCBI's taxonomy places the organism in Eukaryota, Viridiplantae, Streptophyta, Zygnematophyceae, Desmidiales, Closteriaceae.